Argiope bruennichi is the source of this 2528-nucleotide messenger RNA. RefSeq lists its product as uncharacterized. The record is from RefSeq and is a predicted model, not a curated record. The transcript is spliced from 8 exons. Bases 143 to 2293 code for a protein of 716 amino acids. NCBI's taxonomy places the organism in Eukaryota, Metazoa, Arthropoda, Arachnida, Araneae, Araneidae.
GUUGGCCUCGUGUGAACUCUGCUUUAUUUGCUAACCAGUGUUUGGAAAAAAUCACUUCUUAUGACGAUUUAUCCGUAUGAACUUGCAUCGAAUAUCAAACAUUUCAAGUUAUAAUGUGUUUUAAUGUCUCAUUUCUUUCGCUAUGACUGACAUUUGUCCAAGGCCGUGCAGUCGGCUGGCCACUGCGGCCAUUUUAAUAAUAAUUGGCGUCAUUCAACUGCUGGCAGGUGUAAUUCUUCUGAGAUCCAAGUAUGCAGACCUGCUAUCUGGUCCAGAUUUCAUGACUGGUUCAUCCAACAUAGCAAUCGGCUGUAUUUAUGGCACCAUCUCCAGUGUUUGGAAAAUCAAUAGCAAGAAAAAGUCAGUGAAAAUUACUGCCAGGAAAAAUGUUUUGGCAACAUUAUUACUGUCGGUGAUCACAGUAAACGUGACUGCUGCGAUGAUUCUUAUAAUGGGGAACGGAAACAAACUGCUGAACGUGUAUCUCGAGAAUAGCAAAAGCAAGACGAUUGAUUUUGCUAGUGAAAUUUUAGCAUAUGCAUACAUAACUUCUGUUUUUUCGCCCAUCCUUUGCAUUGUGGUAUCUCUGGUGAUUCUCUCCGGAAGAUGCAUCGAAAUAUGUCGAGACAUUAACGAUAAUAAAGCCAAGAACAGCAUUGCAAACGACGAUUCUUACAAUUGGGUUUUUGAUCCGAAAUCAAACGGCAACGUCAAAGUAAUUUGUGACACAAUUGAAACGUCAUCAGAAUCUUCUUCAGCUUCUGAAGAUAGUGUUUUCACUGAAGAAGACAGUUCUUAUUCUCGGCGAAAGUCAAUCUUGGCCAUCAGGAAUAUUCCAAGUCCCUUGAAUAUGUGGAAAGAAAAGAGGGAGAGAAUUCUUAAAGAUGCGAACUGGAAGAACGAGCAAUCACGUCGAGAUUUAGUACUCGAAAAACCCAAUUUCUAUGACUGCUCUCACGAAAAACUUAUACCACGAAUUAAAGAGUCGUCUCUGAGGAGAGACAUAAAUCCAAAGUUUGGCGAUUUAGGAAAAAAAUCGUCCAAAUCUUUUAAGUCCAUCCUGAAAAGGAGUUCUUCAAGCCCAGUAUCUAGAGGAGCAGGAUUUCAUGCCAGUAAUGCGAACAAUUCGGUUGAACCCUGUAGAAUAUACGACAGAGGCCAAGGAAGCAAUGAUGAAAAUCAAGAAAACAGAUACUCUGGGCCCUUGAGAGCCCGUAAAACGGCUUCUUCAAAUAAAAAUAAAUCAAGUAAAUCCACAAAAACAUGCGGAAAGUCUUUGAAUCGUGCGGAAGUAGUAUAUAAUGAGGAUUUACAUUUUGUAGAUCCUAUUAUAUCAGAGCUAAAAGCUGAAACACUGAGAGAAUUGAAACAAAAAGUAGCAAAAAUACUUCCAGGGGCAUCUGUUGCUGUAAUCAAAUUACCAAACAAUUGUGAAAAUCAAGAAUGCAGGUCCAUCUCUGAAUGCUCGGAAGAACCCCUUGGAGAUGCAGGAAAUUUUAAAGAGAAACCACCUUGCUCCGAUGUCGCCAGAUACAAACUGUUUACGAAUUGCAGCGAAAACAGCACUUCAUCAGGAAAGCAGCUACUUUCGGAAAAAACACCGGAGUCUGUCCAUCAGUCGAGCUAUUCAUCGGGAAAUUCAUCUUAUGUUCAAAGUGCUUAUAAGAAUAAAGGCACAAACACUGGUCUCAGUGCGAUCAGUAGAAUUCGAUCCAAGUCUUUUGAUUAUGUGAAUGAAGAGGAAUCACUUCAAAAUCGAGAUGAAAGCAAAUACUCUUCAUUUAAAAUUGUGGAUAAUAAUAAAAACAUUUCUUUGGAUUCUCAAAGGGUAAAUUCAUUAAAACAACAAAAUAAAAAAAUUGAUACUUCAAGAAAAAUGUCGAUGGCUUCUAUUGCUGAAAUUCCAUCAGAAGAAGAUUAUUAUUCUGAUAGAAAUUCAGUUUACAGUGCUUCUGAUUUUGGCGAUCAUUCGCACAUGACAGACGAAAAUUCUAACGUUAGAGUAAAAAUGUCGCCAUCUAGUAGACACAUUCAUUUAAGGAAAGCCUCCAGAAGGAAAUCGAGUUUAACAUCUAAUAAAUUACUCAAAAGGAUGUGGUCAUCAUCGGAACCCAAGAUCAAUGUAUCUGAUCUAAUUGUUGAUAAGGAUUCUCUUAUUGGCCUGAGCGAAGAAGAAUUGGUAGCUCGAACAUUCCGUAUAAGAUCUCUGAGGAAGACAGUUGAAGAUCGAUUGAAAAAGAAAAAAGAAUCUGAAAAGCAAGUGACCUCUAACAGUUACUCAAGCGCUCUAUAAACAAAAAAAUUACAAGAAAAUGUUAUUAUUUGUACAGAAAAUAUCUAAAUUGAAAUGUUUUAUCAAAUUCAGAAUUCUAAAAUUGUGUUUAUAAUGUUCUGUGUGCUCAGCAAGAUUAAGAAUCUGUGAUAUAGUAUAUGAAAUAUUUUAUCAACAAAUGUAGUUUAGCUUAUAGCAAUUGUUUUUCUAUUGUAAUUAAUAAAGGUAAUUUAUUUUGAGACUUCUAAAUUUUAUC